CAGCCCACUUCCAAGCCGAGGCCGCGUAGCCAACCUGCGGCCGCGGUCCCGCGCGCGCGCGCGCGCACAAAGGCUCCGACGGCGACCGGCGCCCGCGGUGGCCUCGCGCGCGCCCUAGCUCAGGCCGGGGCACCAUGCCGCGGCGCCUGCAGCAGCGGGGCGCGGGCGCCAAGGGACCGCCGGCCCCGACCUCCCGGCGCUCGCAUCCCUCCUCCGCCCCCCGGAGCCCGCCGGCGGCCACAGCCAAGCCGCUGCUGCGCUGGGACGAGGUGCCCGAUGACUUCGUGGAGUGCUUCAUCCUGUCCGGCUACCGGCGGCUGCCGUGCACCGCGCAGGAGUGCCUGGCCUCGGUGCUGAAGCCCACCAACGAGACGCUCAACUUCUGGACGCACUUCAUCCCGCUGCUGCUGUUCCUCAGUAAGUUCUGCCGCCUCUUCUUCCUGGGCGGCAGCGAUGUGCCCUUCCACCACCCCUGGCUGCUGCCGCUGUGGUGCUAUGCGUCGGGGGUGCUGCUGACCUUCGCCAUGAGCUGCACGGCGCACGUGUUCAGCUGCCUGUCGCUGCGCCUGCGCGCCGCCUUCUUCUACCUGGACUACGCUUCCAUCAGCUACUACGGCUUCGGCAGCACCGUGGCCUACUACUACUACCUGCUGCCCAGCCUGAGCCUGCUGGACGCCAGGGUCAUGACGCCGUACGUGCAGCAGCGCCUGGGCUGGCACGUGGACUGCACCCGCCUCAUCGCCGUCUACCGCGCGCUCGUGCUGCCCGUGGCCUUCGUGCUGGCCGUGGCCUGCACGGUGGCCUGCUGCAAGAGCCGCACCGACUGGUGCUCCUACCCGUUCGCCCUGCGCACCUUCGUCUUCGUCAUGCCGCUCAGCAUGGCCUGCCCCAUUAUGCUAGAGAGCUGGCUCUUCGACCUGCGAGGCGAGAACCCCACGCUCUUCGUGCACUUCUACCGCCGCUACUUCUGGCUGGUGGUGGCCGCCUUCUUCAACGUGAGCAAGAUCCCCGAGCGCAUCCAACCCGGUCUCUUCGACAUCAUCGGUCACAGCCACCAGCUCUUUCACAUCUUCACCUUCCUCAGCAUCUAUGACCAAGUGUACUACGUGGAAGAGGGCCUGCGCCAGUUCCUCCAGGCACCCCCUGCCGCGCCCACCUUCUCGGGCACAGUGGGCUACAUGCUGCUGCUGGUGGUUUGCCUAGGGCUGGUCAUCAGAAGGUUCCUGAACAGCACCGAAUUCUGCAGUAAAAAGUGAGCCUCCACCCCACCGGAGGAGGCUAUGGUUUGCCCACCUGUUUGCGUGGAGUUUCUGUUGUUAUUGUUGGUUUGUUUUCAAGUUUUGUUGUUUCCUUCUUUGCUAGAAGAGGGUGCUGCAGGCCACAGGGAAAGGUUCCCUGAUAGUUGGGGAAUCCCAAAUCCACUGGCCUUUGGGAGAGGGAGAUAGGGAUGAAGCAGAAGGAAGAGGGCCUCCGGGAAGAAAAUUAGGGACUGUCUAUGAUAUCUAGGGAUUUUGCAAAGACAGUGAGGAUUGUCUAUGAUUACAGAUAGAGCCCCAAACAGUUGGCUUUUCUAACAGUCUUCUGUGUCCCUUAGUGAAAGCAGGUAUGCAGUGAAGAGGAUAAACACAAAUCCCUGGCUGCUUCUACUGAGGUCUAGAAAUGCUUGGAUUUGUCAAAAGAAUGGCGCUUUUUUUUUUUGUUGGGAAAUGGGCACAAAGACACAAACCCUGGGCUUAGCCCGCUAGACAAUGCAUGGAAUGUGAACACAAGUUAAUUAUUUCAAAAUGUGUAUCAGAUGUUAUUUAAAUGAUAAUAUAUACAAUGAUUUUUCAUAAUUUAUUGAAGCCUGUGAGAUGCACUGAAUUUCCUUUGUCACAUAGUUUUGAUUUUGCAGCCCUUCUGCACUGCACACAUGAACUGGAACAUGAAUUAGGGCGAGCUGCUUGGGGGUUCUCAACUACAUUUUUAAACAGUGUUCUGUGAAGGCCUGUGAGUGUCAUGAUAAAACUGUGAACGACUACUUAGGGACUCUGAUUAGACUAUUGGUUAGGCUCCAGUGGUUUGUACAGGUCUCCAAUUCCUACUUACUUUAAUGUAUUCCACAAAACCCACCCUGGGUUUUUGUCUCUCUCUCUCUCUCUUUUUUAAUCUGAUUCUUUACUCUCUACUUAUUUAAGUUGCCACUAAAAUAAAUGUGCCUUUUGAAGCAAUGCC
This is a messenger RNA of Arvicanthis niloticus (Nile rat), 2214 nucleotides long. It is a transcript of the gene Paqr9, whose product is annotated as progestin and adipoQ receptor family member 9. Gene Ontology annotation, cellular component: membrane. Lineage: Eukaryota; Metazoa; Chordata; Mammalia; Rodentia; Muridae. Gene Ontology annotation, molecular function: signaling receptor activity. The record is from RefSeq and is a predicted model, not a curated record.